Drosophila obscura is the source of this 1182-nucleotide messenger RNA. RefSeq names its product extensin. Lineage: Eukaryota; Metazoa; Arthropoda; Insecta; Diptera; Drosophilidae. The transcript is spliced from 2 exons. Bases 82 to 1092 code for a protein of 336 amino acids. The record is from RefSeq and is a predicted model, not a curated record.
GCUGCUGCUGCUGGUGGGGGCUAUAAAAGCCACAAGCCGCUGUGAUUCCAGCAAACAGUAGAGAUUGAGAACCAGCCCGAGAUGUUCAUUAAGCUCUUGCUACUUAGCCAGCUUCUGGCCCUCUGCUGUGCGCAGUUGAGUCUGGAUGAAGCAAAGGCAGCCAUCGAUGCCUCAGUGUACAGCGAUGAGGAGACACUGGACGACGUUCAUCCGUACGAUCCACACCACCACAAGGCUCCUCCACAUCAUGAUCCACAUCAUGCCCCAAAGGUGGAGACUACCACCACCCCAGUGCCCGAGACGACGACAGUGCAGCCGCAGCUUGUGCCGGAGAAGGAUGCCACUGCCGCACCGGAGGUGGGGCUGCAGCAACUAGACGAUGGACUGGGCCAACAGAAUGAUGGCUCCGCCGUGGCAGUGUCGACAACGACGCCCGAACCAGAGCCAGAGACGACAAUUCCAACAACUACAACAACUACGACAACGACAACAACAACAACAACGCCCAAGCCAAAGCCAAAGAAACAUGAGCCGCAACCUUAUCAUCCUCUAGAGCACUAUCCCCAUCCCCAUCCGUAUCCCCAUCCGUAUCCCCAUCCGUAUCCUGGACUUGUGUUCGGCCCAAGGCCAGCGGCCGGUUCGGAGGAGUCGUCUCCUGCUUCUGCUGCCAAUCCUGCCAAGAAAACCAAAGAAGGCAGCCAGCCAGAAACAGCAGAGCCCACUGCCUAUCCCUCGUACCCCGCGUAUCCGCCCUUCCGGCCACCCUACUCGCCCUACCAACCGCCCACAUUCCAUCGGCCAGGAGCUUAUCCUAGUUUCCCUGGCUUUGGACCCGCGCCGGGCUAUGGAUUCCGCCACGAGCACCAUCACACGGAAGGCGGCGAUGACAAGGAUGCCUCCUCCGAUGAGCAGCCGUUGGAAAAGGGCAAGGACAAGGACAAGGACAAGUCCGAUGAUGAGCCCGAGGAUGUGCCACUUAGGCCGCCGGGCUAUGGCUAUCCACAGCUUUACAUUGUGCCACGACGCCCCGUCGUGUACCCCAGUCCGGGCCGUGGCUAUGGCUCCCCCUACGGCGGAUAUGGACGCUACUAGAAACGCCCCCCACUGCCCCCUGCCCACACCACUCUUAGUUGUAAAAAUGUAAACACUCAGAUCUUAAAUAUAUACACUCGUAAUUACGUA